GCAGAGGCAGCAGUAGCAGCCGGUCGUGGGGAGGAGGUGGCGGCGGCCAGGCGGCCUCUGCUGCCGGUGCUGGAGGCGGUGGGUGCUGCGGCCAGCCCCGUGUCCCGGAGCUGAGAAAAGCUGCUGCUGCUGGGAGCCUAGCCGUGCGGAUAUGUUUCACACUCUGUGCUGGCUGUCUGUACUUACAGAAGAUAUUUAAAAACAAACAUUUUUGUCAAAGAUUUUGAUUCCAGUGGAAUCUGUGCUUUAGAUUUUGUCUUGUGAAUUAACUUCUGAAACAAUGCCUGUACAAGCUCCACAAUGGACGGAUUUUCUCUCCUGCCCAAUUUGCACACAAACUUUUGAUGAAACGAUCCGGAAGCCCAUCAGCUUGGGCUGCGGCCACACUGUCUGCAAGAUGUGCCUCAACAAGCUCCACCGUAAGGCAUGCCCUUUCGACCAGACCACUAUCAAUACAGAUAUUGAUCUCCUCCCUGUGAACUCAGCCUUGUUGCAGCUAGUGGGUGCUCAGGUUCCUGAGCAGCAGCCAAUUACUUUGUGCAGUGGAGCAGAAGACACCAAACAUUAUGAGGAGGCCAAGAAAUGUGUGGAAGAACUAGCAUUGUACCUCAAACCACUCAGCAAUGCGAGAGGUGUGGGUCUGAACAGUACCACUCAGAGUGUGCUAAGUCGCCCCAUGCAGAGGAAGCUUGUAACGCUAGUUCACUGCCAGCUAGUAGAGGAAGAAGGGCGGAUCAGGGCCAUGCGUGCAGCACGGUCACUGGGUGAAAGAACAGUCACAGAGCUCAUUCUUCAACAUCAAAAUCCCCAGCAACUCUCUUCCAACCUCUGGGCUGCAGUGAGGGCCAGGGGCUGCCAGUUCCUUGGGCCAGCAAUGCAAGAGGAAGCACUGAAGCUGGUUCUGCUGGCUCUGGAAGAUGGAUCUGCUUUGUCACGAAAGGUCUUGGUUCUCUUUGUGGUGCAGAGAUUGGAGCCACGAUUUCCUCAAGCUUCUAAAACCAGCAUUGGGCAUGUUGUCCAGCUUCUUUACAGAGCCUCCUGCUUCAAGGUGACUAAACGUGAUGAGGACUCCUCCCUGAUGCAGUUGAAGGAGGAGUUCCGUACCUAUGAAGCUCUGCGAAGGGAACAUGAUUCCCAGAUUGUGCAGAUUGCCAUGGAAGCAGGUUUACGCAUUGCACCGGAUCAGUGGUCCUCGCUGCUAUACGGAGAUCAGUCCCACAAAUCCCACAUGCAGUCCAUCAUUGACAAGUUGCAGACCCCAGCCUCAUUUGCACAGAGUGUUCAAGAACUAACCAUUGCUCUCCAGAGGACUGGAGACCCAGCCAACCUGAACCGGCUUCGACCUCACCUAGAGCUCUUGGCAAAUAUUGACCCUAGUCCAGAUGCCCCACCCCCAACAUGGGAACAACUAGAAAAUGGAUUAGUUGCUGUGAGGACAGUGGUACAUGGACUAGUUGAUUACAUCCAGAAUCACAGCAAGAAAGGAACAGAUCAGCAGCAGCCUCCUCAACACAGCAAGUAUAAGACAUACAUGUGCCGAGACAUGAAGCAGAGAGGAGGGUGUCCUCGUGGAGCCAGCUGCACCUUCGCACAUUCGCAGGAGGAAUUAGAAAAAUUUCGUAAAAUGAACAAACGCCUGGUUCCCAGAAGACCCCUGAGUGCCUCCUUGGGCCAGCUAAAUGAGGUGGGCCUGCCUUCAGCAGCUAUCCUCUCGGAUGAAGGGGCAGUGGACUUGCCCAGUAGAAAAUCCUCUGCCUUGCCGAAUGGGAUUGUGUCUACGGGCAGCACAGUGACGCAGCUUAUCUCCCGAGGGACCGACUCCGGCUAUGAUUCUGCUCUGAAGCCAGGGAAGAUCGACCACCUUAGCAGCAGUGCCCCUGGAUCCCCUCCUGACUUGCUGGAGUCUGUCCCCAAGAGCUCUAUUUCUGCCUUACCAGUGAACCCCCACCCUGUGCCCCCGAGAGGACCUACAGACCUGCCUCCAAUGUCCAAGCAACUCCAAAUGGUACCACGAGGGUCACAGUUGUAUCCUGCUCAACAGGGAGAUGUGUUUUAUCAGGAUCCUAGAGGAUCUGCCCCACCAUUUGAGCCAUCACCUUAUCCACAAGGUGUGUACUAUCCUCCUCAGUCCUCACAGUGCAUGUCUCGUUUUGUCCGACCUCCACCAUCUGCUCCUGAACCUGGUGGUCCUUACUUAGACCAUUACCCACCCUACCUUCAGGAUCGUAUGGUGAAUUCGCAGUACGGCACACAGCCACAGCAGUAUCCUCCCAUGGGACAACCUAUGUACCAACAUUAUGAGAGCCGGCGUGUGUACCCCUCUGCCCAACCAUACCAGCGGGAAGAGAUUGUCCGAGGAAGUCCUGUGCCCAUUGACAUUCCACAUGGAGCUGCACCUCCCUACGUACCUGAAUCCAGAGACCGAUACCAGCAAAUGGAGGGUUAUUAUCCCGUGGGUCCACAUCUCAAUCAGAUCAGACCAUACCACAGAGAGCCUUAUAACCGACUUCCGCCUCCAUCUCAAACCCAUCCCAGCCUGGAUGAGCUUCAUCGUCGAAGGAAGGAAAUCAUGGCCCAGUUAGAAGAAAGGAAGGUGAUCUCCCCACCUCCCUUUGCACCGUCACCAACUUUGACUCACCCCUUCCACCCAGAGGAGUACUCGGAUGAAGACCUGAAGGUAGCUGGGAAAUACAAAGGAAAUGAUUAUAGCCAGUACUCUCCUUGGUCGUGUGACACCAUUGGCUCCUACAUUGGAACCAAAGAUGCAAAACCCAAAGAUGUUGUGGCAGCAGGGAGUGUAGAGAUGGCGAACAUAGAUAGUAAAGGCAUGCGUGACCAGCGGUUGGACUUACAGAGAAGGGCAGCAGAAGCUGGGGACGAUGACCUCAUCCCAUUUGGUGACCGGCCAACUGUGUCAAGGUUUGGGGCCAUCUCGCGUACUUCCAAAACAAUGUACCAGAGUUCUGGCCCCAUGCAGGCCAUGGCGGUACAGGGAGCUUCCACCAAAUCUAUCAACAUUUCAGAUUACAGUCCGUAUGGAACUCAUGGCGGCUGGGGAGCUUCUCCAUAUUCACCCCAUCAAAACAUACCUUCUCAGGGACGCUUCAGUGACAGGGAGAGAUUGUCCAUGUCAGAUGUGGCCAGUCACGGGAAACCCUUGCCGUCAGCUGAGAGGGAGCAGCAGCUCAGGCUGGAACUGCAGCAACUAAACCAUCAGAUCAGCCAGCAGACGCAGUUACGAGGACUGGAGGCUGUUAAUAACAGGCUGCUGUUGCAGAGGGAGGCGACCACCCUGGCAGGCCAGCCACAGCCGCCACCUCAUAAAUGGCCUGCAAUGAUCUCAAGUGAACAGCUGAGUAUGGAACUGCACCAGGUGGAAAGGGAAAUCGGGAAGAGAACCCGUGAGCUGAGCAUGGAGACCCAGUCUUCACUGGACAUGAAAAGCAACCUGGGCACCAAUAAACAGACAGAAAAUGGACAACUAGAACCACAAAGCAAGGUUCCAGCUGAGGACCUCACACUGACGUUCAGUGAUGUUCCAAAUGGAUCAGUCUUGACGCAAGAGAACAUCAGCCUCCUGUCAAACAAGACCACAUCUCUGAACCUGUCAGAGGACCCAGAGGGGGGAGGAGACCAUCAGGACUCCCAGAGAACAGGAGUUGCACCCACCUCUUCUCCAUGAAGUGAGGAAAGCAUCCCCCCAGAGUUUCUAUUGGGGAGGAGGAGUUGGUAGCUUCCAUCACGCUUCCCUCUAAAGGUGGUCAGAGAAAUGCAGGAGCAGCAGCAGCAGGAGGUCCGGAGGCAAUGUGCACAAACACCACUACUAGAAACAAACCCUGCACAUAGUUCACAUUAAUGCGUUUUUUAAUUAAAAAAAAAUUAGCAGUAUCUGCAAGCAAUUCAGAUUAAAUUUGUUUUUGUUCUGUGAAUGAACUUUAUUUUAAUAACUUCGGACGCCUUGGAUCCAGGGCUUUAAAAAAAAGAUAUUAUAUAUAUAUACUCUGUUUGAUUAAUUGUAUGAUCUUAAUGAAGUAGGUUUUUUCUUUUACUUUGGUAUUAUUACAUACCCAGUGUAUAAUUCCUUACCACCUCCACUCCCUUUCACCUCAGAACAACGUUGGCCGCCUCCUUGUAUGAAUUUAAAGGUGAAUGAGGGACAUAGGAUGGAGGGAGGCUAUGAAUUGCAGUGUCAGAAAACAUGCAGCAAACAUCAGUAGGUUUUUAAAAUGAAUUUCUUGUAACUAGGAGUUCUCUUCAACGCCUACAAUACCUUUCUACUUAUACCCAUUGGCUUUUAGCCACAGUUGAUGCAAUCGUCUCAGCUCAGUGAAAGCAUUCCAUAAUAUUCAUCCCACUGCAG
Terrapene triunguis (Three-toed box turtle) is the source of this 4360-nucleotide messenger RNA. Its product is annotated as roquin-1. Gene Ontology annotation, molecular function: metal ion binding. Bases 281 to 3682 code for a protein of 1133 amino acids. The record is from RefSeq and is a predicted model, not a curated record. The transcript is spliced from 20 exons. Lineage: Eukaryota; Metazoa; Chordata; Testudines; Emydidae.